This is a messenger RNA of Conger conger (European conger), 1075 nucleotides long. RefSeq names its product shox homeobox 2 (gene shox2). The record is from RefSeq and is a predicted model, not a curated record. Gene Ontology annotation, biological process: regulation of transcription by RNA polymerase II. NCBI's taxonomy places the organism in Eukaryota, Metazoa, Chordata, Actinopteri, Anguilliformes, Congridae. The transcript is spliced from 5 exons. Gene Ontology annotation, cellular component: nucleus. Gene Ontology annotation, molecular function: DNA-binding transcription factor activity, RNA polymerase II-specific; sequence-specific double-stranded DNA binding. The coding region runs from base 179 to 1075 and encodes 298 amino acids.
GAAGAAUUGGCCACGAUCUUACACAUUUAGCUUAGCGAGAUCUAGAGUUGGCAACAACAUCACUUCGUAUUUAGGUCGACGAAAAGAAACGCUGUUGAUGUCUUAUCGUAGGCUGUGGUGGAACUGAGAAAGAGAGAGUGAGAACGAGAAGGGAAGGUUUUUUUUUUUUGGAGCAGUGAUGGAAGAACUUACCGCUUUUGUGUCGAAGUCUUUUGAUCAGAAAGUCAAAGAAAAGAAGGAAGUUAUAACGUAUAGGGAGGUGCUGGAGACCGGGGCAGCACGGGGCAGAGAAGCGCUUUCCGCUGAACAGAGUCGGGAGGAGGUGAACGCUAUUUCCCGCGGAGGCGCUCGAUCGCCGGGCAGAGAGGCGGACAUGCUCGGGUCAGAGCGAAGCAGGGAUGCGGGCAGCCCGAAGCUCAUGGAUGGUAAUACGGAUAUGAAAGAACGAAAAGAGGAUUCCAAACCAAUGGAGGACGAAACACAGACUAAAAUCAAACAGAGACGAAGUCGGACUAACUUUACUCUGGAGCAGCUGAACGAGCUGGAGCGCCUGUUCGACGAGACUCACUAUCCCGACGCGUUCAUGCGCGAGGAGCUGAGCCAACGGCUCGGGCUGUCUGAAGCGCGCGUCCAAGUCUGGUUUCAGAACCGGAGAGCCAAAUGCAGAAAACAGGAGAACCAGCUACACAAAGGGGUGCUCAUCGGGGCGGCGAGUCAGUUUGAAGCGUGUCGCGUGGCGCCGUAUGUCAACGUGGGCGCGCUGCGCAUGCCCUUCCAGCAGGCAAGUGAUAGUCACGUGCCGCCCUUCUCCCUACAGGUGCAGGCGCAGCUACAGCUGGACAGCGCCGUGGCGCACGCGCACCAUCACCUGCACUCGCACCUAGCCGCACACGCGCCCUACAUGAUGUUUCCCGCGCCACCCUUCGGGUUGCCCCUGGCGACCCUCGCGGCCGAGUCGGCCUCAGCCGCCUCCGUGGUGGCCGCAGCCGCCGCGGCGAAAAACACGAACAAGAACUCCAGCAUCGCGGACCUCAGGCUGAAGGCCAAAAAGCACGCCGCCGCGCUGGGCCUGUGA